This is a messenger RNA of Hibiscus syriacus, 399 nucleotides long. RefSeq names its product protein SICKLE-like. Gene Ontology annotation, biological process: mRNA splicing, via spliceosome; miRNA processing. NCBI's taxonomy places the organism in Eukaryota, Viridiplantae, Streptophyta, Magnoliopsida, Malvales, Malvaceae. The transcript has 2 exons. Bases 1 to 399 code for a protein of 132 amino acids. The record is from RefSeq and is a predicted model, not a curated record.
AUGGAUGAAUCUGAGAAAAGAAAGGAAAGGUUGAAAGCAAUGCUCAUGGAAGCUGAAGUGUCUAAUGACGUCGAGACUUCUGCAAUGCCUGGUUGCCUUUCGAAUCCAUUGAUCGAGACACCAUCGACUAUGCAGGAUGACUUUGGAGAAGCUCCACGUUUCGACUACUAUGACCCUAUGGAAGCUUUUUCUGCUAACAAGAAGAGGGGCAACAUUCAUAACCAGACUGUGCAACAAUCUUUUACAUCGCCUACUAACAGUGGUUGGCACGCACCGUCCCAUCCCGGACCAAGGAACUUCGAUAGGGAUUUCCCUGUCCAUCAGAUGCAAAGCCAAUUUUUGCAUGCUCAAGGUGUAUACAACCAUGGUCCAUACAACCCAAGAAUAAGAAGUCCUUAA